AUUUAUUUUGGCGGAAUGCUCGUGGCUAUUGUAGCAGAACUUAGCUUUUCUAAUGUCGUUGACUGCAAGGGUGGUAAGGAGGGGCACGGUAAAAACAUUGGUAUCGUGGCCGUGACAAUGAACGGACAUGGCGCGCUGCGUUUGCUCAUUAUACUCACAAUAGCAUUGUGUCAAGUCUCCUGCAAUGAUACACAGCAUAUACAAAGACUGGAGAUAUAUGAUGGUGUAUACGCAAAGAUUCCAGAUGAUAAAAACACGGAUAGCCCAAUUUCCUUUGAGGUAGACCUUGGCAAGGAUGUGGAAAGUGGACGUGGAAAGCAGAAGAAAUUAUUGGAGAGACUUUUACCAAUGAUGGCAUUGCCGUUUAUAAUACAAUCCAUGGUCGUGCCAAUUUUCCUCGGAAUGAUUAAGUUUAUGCUAUUUAAGUCGCUUUUAAUCGGUAAACUAGCUUUAGUAUUGAUUAUAAUUAAUGCGUUUAGAAACAGUAAUAGCGUGAAGGGACGUGAUGCAGAUUUAGCAGCGAUAAAUUACGGAUUCAGUGGUCAUGAAAACGAAUAUGAAGGUGCUUAUAUUAAUGUAAAUAGAGACAGUUUAGGUUAGAAAGUAUAUUUUUAAUUGAACAUUAGUUUUGUUGCUAUAAGAUUGAUGCCACUCGACACAUUUCGAAAAUGCUACGUAGCGUUUCUAUAGAAAAAAUGACAACCAAUUACUUGCUUUAGAAAAAUGUAAGCCUCACAGCAUUUAUGAAUUAUAAUUGGAAUAUUGAAUCUGUCAAUUCAUACAUCUUCACUCUCGCUUCAAUAUGUACUCAGAAAUUUUGAUUGUUGUCUUUAAGUUAUGCAUCUUGCAAUAAAUGUAAAUAUUAGAAGCACAUUAGACCCAAACUUAAAAGAAUAAGAGUAAGAGUCUGUAAUAGUAUCACUAAUGAGUUACAUCGUCCAUUGUACUACAUAGUAGAUAGGAAGAACUACAUUAUCCCAUCGGGUAUUUUUAUUUAUUUUAGGAAAAAAAAGAAAGAAAGUCUCAACAAUUUUAAAUUGUUAAAAACACUAAAGUUUGUAUCGGACAUGGAACUGAAAUUCCUUCAUUUCGAAAAUCAUUGUUUUUUAUUGUCACUGAAUAAACUGAGAGUUGGUUUAUAAAGUCGGAGAAAA
This is a messenger RNA of Pieris napi, 1154 nucleotides long. RefSeq lists its product as uncharacterized. The record is from RefSeq and is a predicted model, not a curated record. The transcript has 2 exons. NCBI's taxonomy places the organism in Eukaryota, Metazoa, Arthropoda, Insecta, Lepidoptera, Pieridae. Bases 16 to 600 code for a protein of 194 amino acids.